GGAGUUUGUACUGCUUGCACUAUGGAGGCCGCGCUCUUCAUCUUUUCGCUCAUUGAUUGCUGCGCCCUUAUUUUCCUCUCUGUUUACUUCAUAAUUACACUGUCGGACUUAGAAUGUGACUACAUCAACGCCCGUUCCUGCUGCUCCAAACUGAACAAGUGGGUGGUCCCAGAGCUGGUCGGCCAUACUGUGGUGUCUGUGUUGAUGCUCGUGUCAUUACACUGGUUCAUCUUUGUUCUUAACCUGCCUAUAGCAGCAUGGAAUAUAUACAGGUUUAUUAUGGUGCCAAGUGGAAACUUGGGGGUGUUUGACCCUACAGAGAUUCACAAUCGGGGGCAGCUGAAGUCUCACAUGAAAGAAGCCAUGAUUAAACUUGGAUUCCAUCUACUCUGUUUCUUCAUAUACUUGUACAGUAUGAUUUUGGCCUUAAUAAACGACUGAGUCAUGGACCGAAUCAGAAGACAAUCCCUGUGCACCCAGUAAAGAAGAGCCGCAAGAGAACAAGACGGUUCAGGAAGCCAACAUCACAGCCGAACCCAGAGUAGUAUUUUCCAUUCUGCCUAUUUAAAAGCAAUAUUUCUAGCUGUAUUUUUUUAAACAUGUAUAAAAAAUUUUUUGAAAAGAAAGUCCAUGUAGCCCAUUUUGCGUCUUCUCUUUGCCUGGGAGUGACUCUGAACUCGCUGGCAGAAAUUGCUUUAUUUGGGAUCAUAAUCCAGAAUAUGUUGCUAGUGGUGGGACAAGUAUGGGAUCCCUUCUGUAUCAUAGAACCUAUAUCUGAAGCAAUAUCCAGUUCUGCUGACAAUCACAAACAUAAACGCUCUGUCCACACGCCUUCCCCCCCCCCACACCAUCUGUAUAACAUGCAAGGUUUUUUUAAUAACAAAAUAUUACUAUUUCAAAACACGAGAUAUUUAGGAUUCAAUAUUAAUCAUUAAAGGGAUUCUGUCGUGA
Messenger RNA from Xenopus laevis (African clawed frog), 951 nucleotides. RefSeq names its product cornichon family AMPA receptor auxiliary protein 4 L homeolog (gene cnih4.L). Gene Ontology annotation, cellular component: membrane. The record is from RefSeq and is marked provisional. Gene Ontology annotation, biological process: vesicle-mediated transport. NCBI's taxonomy places the organism in Eukaryota, Metazoa, Chordata, Amphibia, Anura, Pipidae.